AUGCCUCGGCCUGAUCCUUCUCCUAUUCACAGUAACAAGAACCCAUUUCUCACUUCCGCAGCUUCAUCCAGCCAGCCUUCAACUUUCGCCUCUGCAUUCGACCAAGCCUCCGACUUGACCUUGUCCUCGCCGUUAAUCUCCAUAUCCCAGCCCACUAUCUCGACCUCGCACGCUAUCACUCGUCACCUGGCCAAAGUCUCCAAGCAGGCACAGCAGGACUAUAUCGCUUUUUCGUCCGGAGUCGACGGAACCUUACCCUCACCAGUCUUGGCGGACUCCCCCGUCGUCUCCAGCUCGUCGUCCACCUCGCGCAAGCGCACUUCGACCAUUACAGAACAGCCAAUAAGCUCGAGCUCGAGCCAAAGCCACACCACUAGGUCCCGCUCCCAGUCUCAACCCACAAGUACCCCCUCAGGCACCCAUCACAAGAAGCGUCGCCUGCAAACCACAAACAAACCCCAAUCAUCCUCCUCAACGUCAAGCUCCUCCGCACAACCUGUUAUCACUCGUUCGCGAUCAAAAGCAUCAGGAUCUCUUAGUAGGGACUCUCAAGAUCUCGCUCGGUUUAUGCGACAGUCGAAAAUGAGUACCUCUCAAAAGCGAUCAAGCGCCAUCUCCAAGACAUCCUCCAAGGACGUCGAUACCAUGGAUGCAACCCAUCCCCAGGACUCUGCAGACCAUACAUCCCUUCACGAUGCCGACCAGUCAAAAUCUUCACAAGGAUCCAGCCAGGAGAAUUGUGACGAGAAGGACACUUCCAAAGACGGUGCUCCGACAGGAAGAGCGGCCGCAGGAGGCGACAAUGCAGGGGAAGCCGCUUCGUCUGAAUCGAAUCGCGCUGAACGAGACGAGCAACCAGAUGAUGGCGAUGAGGAGCACGACGAAGCGGAGGAGGUUGACGAAGAAGGGGAAGAAGACGAUGACGAAGGCGAUGAGGACGAUGAUGAAGAGGACGACUAUGAUCACCACCAACAAUCGAACGACCAGGAUGGCUUAUUCUCGUCUGGUGGCAGCAUGAGUGGUAUGGUCUCCGGAAUGUCAUCCAGGCUUAAGGGUAUCCUUACCAACCUGCGCGCAUACGAAGACCCUUCGCUUCAGUUGAUUGCCCUGCAGGAUCUGGCGGUUCUUUUGUCUGUCUCUACUGAAGAUACGCUGGCUGGGUAUUUCAGCUGCGAGUCUUUUGUCAAGGAGCUUGUCAUCUUGUUGCGUGGUACAGGUGAGGACUUCGACAACCCUGAGAUCAUGUUGCUGGCUUGUCGAUGCCUGUCCAACUUGAUGGAGGCCAUGCCUGCAUCUCUUGGCAGUGUCGUCUACAGCGGAGCGGUCCCGGUUCUUUGCUCCAAGUUGCUCGAGAUUCAAUAUAUCGACCUUGCAGAGCAAUCCCUCACAACUCUCGAAAAGAUUUCAUCAGAAUAUCCACAUGCUGUCGUCAAGGAAGGAGGACUUGCUGCGGUUCUGUUGUUCCUGGACUUUUUCUCGACGAACGUCCAGCGCACGGCAGUGAAGACGGCAGCAAACUGCUGCCGAGGAAUGCAUCAGGAUAGCAUCUCCAUGGCGAAGGAUAUUCUUCCAAACCUGGAGAACCUCCUUCAGUACUCGGACCAGAAAAUUGUUGAGCAGGCCUGCUUGUGUUUUGUCCGCCUCGCCGACAGCUACAAGUCCAACGCUGCGCUUCUUCAGUCCGUCGUCACAGAGACCGUCCUCCGCACAAUUUUGUCGUUGCUCUCUCCUAAUGCCAACGUGAUUGUCGGGCCUCACGUCUACACACUUCUGCUGCACUUUUUGAGCACGGUAGCUGAGCAUUCGCCUCCUCUUGGCUUUGCACUUCUGGAGAUGGACAUUGUCAACACAUUGUUUUUAGCGCUCACAGGAACACAUACGCCUCAUGACUGCGGCGAGGAGAGCGGCGCUUUGAACGUGCCAAAUGUUGGCUCACGCCCCAAAGAGCAAGUCUCUGAAAUCAUUGGCAUCGUGUCGCAGCUUUUGCCUGCGCUUCCCAAGGAGGACCCGCUGUUCGAUAUUGAGUUCAGGUACCAGGCAGUCAAGAAGGAGGCGGAGAACGCGAGUACGAGCACUGUCGAUGGCGAGGAUAUCGAGAUGAAGCCUGCGGCCAUUGACAGGAAAGCGGAACUACUGGCGUCCCACCCGGAUAGCGUUCGACGUAUGGGCACCAUCCUGAUCCCGACGCUGAUCGAGGUUUAUUCAUCGACUGUGCACCUCAAAGUCCGGCAACGUGCUAUCAAUGCAUUGGUGAAGUUGAUCUACUUUACUGGCGAUAGCGUCCUGGAAUCCGUGUUGAAGAACGUUGAGCUGGCGAGCUUCUUGGCUGUCAUUCUCUCUCAGCAGGAACAUCAGUCGCUGGUGGUAGCAGCCCUGCAAAUUACCGACAUUCUCAUGACAAAGAUCCCUUCGACUUAUCGGCAGUAUUUGGAAAGAGAAGGCGUGACAUUCGAGAUCUCUAAGCUUGCCUACCUUGGUGUUGAGCUUUCUCUUUCCAAGAACUUAAAGUCAGCCGAGACUGCUGAGAGCUCCAAGGAUAGGGAAGACACAUCAGUCAAGACGGCACCAUCGGAAACUGCCAGCUCUACUGAGGACACCAUCGCAGAAGACUCGUCAAAGGAUAACUCAGAGUCUGCAGCCUCGACACAAGACCCUGCCACAGAGGCAGCGGAUAUGUCUAUGAUGACUUCAGAGACUGGUCAGAGAUUGGUUCAGCUGAUGAGCGGGAUCCGGAGCAUGCGAGACCAGCCUACUGAGGGCGAGUCGAUCAGCGAACAGCUCGAAGCCCUUGGGGGAGAGUUGGAAGCGGCAGCAGCACGGCUUUCGCAGCCAGGUCAAGGUUCCGACCCAGCUCUGUCGGCCUCAGCUACUGCAACUUUGAACCAGCUUCGGUCUCUGCAGCGAUUCAUUGUUGGAGGUCCACGCUCAGUAGCCACAGCUCAGAAGGACGAGAAAGGCCUUGGUUCGGGCAAAAUCAAGGACUGGAUUUUGGAGCGAGCCAGGAUUCUCGUGGAGUUGUUCCAUGCACCGGGUUCUGAGAACGGAGAGGAGGCCAACCAAGGAACGGCCGUCCUGGUCGAUCUCAAGCGGAUGAGCGAAGCUCUGGGUGGUUCACAGAAUGACGCAUCUGCGUCCAUCAAGGAGCUUGCCCAAUACUUUGGUCGGAUGGGCGUCUCCGGUAUUUCGUCCUUUGAGUUCCUCAACAGUGGACUUCCGCAGUCCCUACUUGGCUACCUCACCGAUACAUCCACCAAGUAUACCACUACUCAGGAGAGCAGGAUUCGGCAGUUCAUUCAGGGGUUCAUGGUUGUCUCUCAAGGUACAUCCGAUGCUUCGACGCCCACUCCGCUUGCGUUGCUCGUCAAGAAGAUGCAAGAAGGUCUUACCCGCAUGGAAACGUUUGAGGUGGAGACCGCGCAAGGUUCAUUAACAGAGUCACGAGGCGGGCCGUCUUCCAGUCUUGCCACUCAAGUGCGUCUCAAGCUGUCGCCGGAGGAGGGCACCGAAGUGCCAUCAGGAUAUCAGAACUUGAUCGUCUCGAUCCAUGCCAUUGCGACCUUCAGGACUCUGGACGAGUAUCUUCGACCCCGAUUGAAGCCUAAGCUGGCUGUGCCUGAAAUGGCCUCGACUUCUCGCUCUCCCAAGAGCAGAUUCAAACGCCCAGACGAUUCAGCGAACAAGGACACCGCAGGGAAGAGCACUGGACUUGACAACGUCGUUAGCACUACUUCGGAAGAGAAGUCGACCACGGAUGGAGCAUCUGAUGCACAACCGAACAAGAAUGCCGAGAUCAUUGAACCCGAGGACUCCUUUGGUGAGAGUGACGAGGGCGGUAUUGAGGAGAUGGAUUACGAUCUGGAUCAACGGUCAGCCAUGUUGGACGCAGAUGCCAAAAUGGCCGAUGCUACCAAGUCCGACACCGAGAGCGGAUCAACCAAACGGGACGACAAGGACAAGCCGUCGAAGUCAAGGACCGCCAGCCCUUCCAAGAAGGAGACCGCGUCUUCGGAUUCGGGCUCGGCCUGGCAUAUCCAGUUCUCACUUCACGGAACCCCCAUCAGUACAGACAUGACAGUCUAUGGUGCCAUCCACGACUACGAGCGGAAGAACAACAAGACUGCAACUUCGCGAGGCAUCUGGUCGUCCAUGUAUCCCAUCAAGUACAAGCGAGUCGAUACCCCUGCACCUGAGCACACAUCUCCAACGGCUCAGACGCAUGAUCACGACGAAGUCGACUUGACCUUCACCGCAGAGAUGCCCAAGGAUCUGCCCCAGAGUGCUGACUAUGCACCGAUUCUCGGAUUGUUGCGCGCCCUUCAUGGCCUGAAUGACGAUUGGAGGCGGUUUUAUGGAGCAGAGGAGCAGCUGCCUCCAGUGACCCAGUAUAUGGACCAGAAGGAGUUUGUUAAUAGUAAGAUCUCGGCCAAGGUGAACCGUCAAUUGGAGGAACCUCUGAUCGUCGCCAGCUCGUGUCUUCCCAACUGGACUGUCGGACUCGUUACCGGAUUCCCCUUCCUUUUCCCCUUUGAGACACGCUAUAUCUAUCUCCAGUCAACUGCCUUUGGAUUCUCACGCUCGAUCAUGCGCUGGCAAAACCAGCAGCAACGCAACGGCCACACGGACCAGCGUGACGACUCGCAGAACUUUUUGGGUCGCAUUCAGCGUCAGAAGGUUAGAAUCUCAAGACAGAAAGCGCUCGAAUCUGCAGUGCGUGUCAUGGAUCUGUAUGGAUCGCAUCAGGCGAUGUUGGAGGUGGAGUACUUUGAAGAGGUUGGUACCGGUCUGGGACCUACGCUGGAGUUCUACUCUGUCGUUUCCAAGGAGUUCUGUAAGAAGUUCCUGAAGCUCUGGCGCGAUGGCGAUUCAGAGGGCGCAACUAAGUAUGUCACUGCCCCACAAGGUCUUUACCCCCGGCCGAUGGCAACUGUCCCAGGUCACGCCGACAACCACAGGAAAAUCUUGAAGCUGUUCAAGUCCCUUGGCCAGUUUAUCGCCAAGGCAAUGCUGGACUCUCGGAUCAUCGAUGUGCCUCUGUCAGCACUGUUUGUGAGCCAACUUUUGGGACGCAAUCUCAAGCCAAGGCUGCAGCUUGUCGCCUCGAUCGAUCCUGUUCUUGCCCGGUCCGUUCAAAGCCUGCAGGCUUAUGUGGCGGAGAAGAAGCGUAUUUACGGCCUCAAUCUCCCCAGCAAGGAACGCGAGACCGCAUUGAAGAACAUUGAACACCAGGGUGCCAAGCUGGAUGAUAUGGGUCUUGACUUCACCUUGGUUGGCUAUCCCGAGAUUGAACUCAAGGCUGGAGGCACCAACAUUCCUGUGACCAUUUACAAUGUCGAGGAGUACAUCCAGUUGACAGUGGAUAUGACAGUCGGCCGUGGAGUGGAAGCGCAAGCGGCAGCAUUCAGGGACGGCUUUAACUGUGUUUUUUCGAUUCAGGAUCUCACAGGUUUCCGUUCGGAGGAGUUGGUCAGACUUUUCGGUUCCGGUGACGAGGACUGGUCCUACGAGACACUUGUGGACACCGUCAAGGCGGACCACGGAUUCCGAAGCGAGAGUCGUGCGUUCAAGAACCUUCUGCGUGCCAUGAGCGAGCUUGACAAGGAGGAGAGGCGCCAGUUCUUGCAAUUCAUCACUGGUAGCCCAAAACUCCCCAUUGGAGGAUUCAAGAACCUUCACCCGGCAUUCACGGUUGUGUGCAAGCCCUUUGAGGCGCCUCUGAAGGCUGACGACUAUCUGCCGUCGGUGAUGACAUGUGCCAACUACUUGAAGAUGCCCGACUACUCGACCAAGGAGGUGAUGAUGGCCAAGUUCAAGACUGCGUACGAGGAAGGUCAAGGUAGCUUCCACUUGUCUUAA
Molecule: messenger RNA, 5853 nt
Organism: Linnemannia hyalina
Lineage: Eukaryota; Fungi; Mortierellomycota; Mortierellomycetes; Mortierellales; Mortierellaceae
Source: the annotation of a GenBank genome assembly